UGGUCCAUCUCUACAUCUCUACUCCUCACUCAUCUGAGAGAAAGGGGGUUUAGAGAGCUGUUUAGCGUAGGCUAGCUAGUAGGUAGAUUACCUACGGAAGCUAUCGGUACCAACAGCUAGCUGUACCGGUACCGGUACCGACUGUAUCAUUCGAAGGAGCCUCUGAUUUUGAUUGUGUGCCUUGGGCCGCACGGCGGCACCCCGAUGGUGACCGUGGGGACCGCUGCGGUCAAGCUUGAAAAAAGCAAUUCUGUUACCUUCCGGUAGAAAGGUCGCACCACAUACGAUGAUAGCUCAGUGGGCAGCAGUAAUCAAGCCAUGGUUUCCAACUCUGUGUCCCCACCCCAGAUACUGCAAGUUGCUUGGUGAGAAUUGCUUGACAACUUACGACCACAGUCAUUGGGAAUUGCACAGCUGUGCCAUUGAAAACCUCCAGUUGCGCUGCUAGCUAGUACCGCAGGUAGCUAGCUAGCGGUAGCUAGUAGUCAUCCCAAACUCCACUUUCCUUGAAUGGCAUGACGUGGCGUUCGUGCAGAAUUCAGGUAUCCAUGUUUCGUUGUCAUAAAAGUCAAGGCCAGCUCAGGAUCACCGCAGAGGGAGAGCUCUGAAUCUGAUUCAGCCACAUUUAUAUUUUGGUUCAUAGAUGAUCCAUGAAACUGGCUCACCGCAGGGGACGAAGCAUUGACUCAUCAUCCAUCAUGCAUCCCUUGAAUAUGCUGCUGUACAGUAGAAAACGAAGAGUACAUAUACUCCCUUCACAUUUCAACGGUACUCUCUUCCAUCAGUUGAAUUGCGAGGUUCGUCAAAUCGAAUGAUUGAUUCAAUCGAUUCUUCUGCCUCCACACCAAGUAACAUCUCGUCGUCGUCGCAAGCCAUUAUAACCAACACAUCGACCACCACCCAUCUUCCAGUGGACCAUACCGUUUGGACUGGAUUCUGGUCUGACUUUGACCCUCACCAAGGAGGCGAUGGGAAGAUUGUUCGUGCGUUGGGCCGCACUGCGUUGGUCAAUUUAGUGGUGACCGUGACGGGUGGAGGUGGCAUUGCAGGAUAUUUGGCCGGAGGCGCCAUUACGGCCAAUCGAGUGGGCACUGGACUGCACACCCAGAACUCCAAAGAAGUGGUCAAGGGUUUGGCCGUGUUUGGAUCAGCCACUACGGCCAGUGUUGUGGGACAAGUGGUGACGGGAGCAAUCAUGGUGGGUGUUGCGGGAGCCAGUCUACCCGUGGCUGGAGUCGUGGCCUUUGGAGUUGGCUGCACCAGUGGAAUCACAGCAGGAGCACUGAGUGAAUGGGGUGUGGACAGUGCUUGGGUGGAAGACGACCAAAACAAAGAGAACGACAUAGACAAGAAGAGUAUGGAGGACACAGACGAUACCAGCAGUACUACCGCAGAAGAUGAUUCGUCCUUUUUCUCAGGUUCAGAUUUUGGCGACGACAAGGACGAUGAGUAUAAGUGUCAAGGACAAGAGGACUCGCAUAGCAUUGGCUCCAGUAGUAGUUCUGACUCGAGCACCUUUGACAAUGUCUUCUGGUUGUGGAACAGGAAGGUUCCUGUAGGAACCAAACCCCAAGAUGACGUUGGACAUCAACGGCAGCAGGUGCCUCCUCACAUCGUUGAAUGCAACUGCUUACCGGCCAAGCACGAAGAAGGACUCUUUGGGGCCGUGUCCAACAUGUUUAGUGGUCUGGGAAGCUUCUUGGAAGACCGUCACAAGACCUUUCAGAAUAACGUGGUGACAAUCACAGAAGUCGUGACGAACCAACGAGAGAUUGCCAAUUGAAAAGACCAGGAGCAAUCAUGAACGCACGCAGCUGAAAAAACUGUUUCAAGUUGGGAGGUUCCGGCACCGGCACAGUAGACUUUAUAAUGAAACAUCUAAACUGCACGAGUGCACAUCAUGGACACGCAAUAAUGGAGAUAUAUAGCUGCUACUGUGUUACACUACCGCAAGGAUCCGCUUCCAA
This is a messenger RNA of Seminavis robusta, 1967 nucleotides long. Lineage: Eukaryota; Bacillariophyta; Bacillariophyceae; Naviculales; Naviculaceae. The record is from the annotation of a GenBank genome assembly.